This is a messenger RNA of Monomorium pharaonis (pharaoh ant), 1021 nucleotides long. RefSeq lists its product as uncharacterized. The record is from RefSeq and is a predicted model, not a curated record. NCBI's taxonomy places the organism in Eukaryota, Metazoa, Arthropoda, Insecta, Hymenoptera, Formicidae. The coding region runs from base 1 to 906 and encodes 301 amino acids. Gene Ontology annotation, molecular function: nucleic acid binding. The transcript has 2 exons.
AUGACAAAAUUUGUUACAAAAAAGUCUCUAUUAUCAAAACCUGAUUUAGAAAAUAAAUGCGAGACAUUUAUUGCAAACUUCGAAUUUCAUUCUGGUCGUACUUUAGCUCAAAAAGGUAUUAAAAACGUAGAAUCUACAGUACAGUCUAUAUCAGCAACCACGCAUAGCUAUACAAUUCAACCGACUAUUUCGGCUGAUGGUAGAUUAUUAUCACCUCUUUUCAUAGUAUUAAAAGAAAUUACAGGAACAUUUGGUCCGAGAGUACAAGAAACAUUAUUCAACGCGCCUAAUAUCUUUGUUACGGCUUCAAAGUCAGGCAAAUUAACAUCAAAUCAUGUAAAAACUUGGCUAAAGGAAGUAUUUUUUCCGAAUGUCGGGCCACAAUCAGUAUUGUUGUUAGAUUCGUGGAGUGGACAUUGUCCUAACAUAGUUUCAGAAACUAAACCAGAUUCUGCAACAGAUAUUGUUUUCCUAACUAUUCCAGCCGGUACAACGGGAAAAAUACAGCCAUUAGACGUAUACGGAUUUCGAUUGUGGAAGAAUUUCAUUAAAUACUUUUCUGAUACUAUUAUGUUGUUAAAUCUGGCUUUAGAUCUUCAUAAUAGAAAUAAUAUCUUGAAAUUACAAUCAUUAACACACCAUAAAUUCUCGUCACCCAGGUUUCAAAAUAUAUUUAAAUAUGCGUGGACUAAAAGUGGGUACGUAGAGAAUGCAUACGAUGAAUACCUGCAAGUUAUACCGAUAGAAUUUGAAACACCAGUAGACUUUUGUUUUAAAAAGAAUUCUAAAGUAAAAUGCGAUCUUUGUGACGAAAUAGCCAUUAUAACUUGUUCUUGGUGUAGAAAAUCGCUUUGUAUAACACAUUUUUUCCACGAACAUCAUCUUUGUAAUGAAUAUGUGCCAUAAAUAUAAGACAUUUAUAAACAUGUUUGGUAAGAUUUUAGCAGUUUUCCUUACCCAUGCAAUAAAUAUUGGUAUUCUUUUAUUUCUGUUUAAUAAAAAUUUUAUAUUGGUAAAAUUA